AUGGGCGACAACCACCUGGCUACUCUCAGCAAUGAUCCUGCUGCCAAUGCUCCCGAUGCGGCCGCUGCGGAUAAGGGCAAGGGCAAGGGAAAGGGUAAGGCCGCUGAUGAGCCUACCCUGGAAAUGAGCAUGGACGAGGAAGAGGACAGUGAUGAAAGCGAAGCUGAGGAAAUGAUGGCGGACGAUGAUGACGAUGAUGACCACGACAAUCUUGAACCCAUCUCUGAAGAAAAUAUCAUUUCUGGAGGUCGUCGGACACGAGGCAAGACCAUCGACUUCCAGGAGGCGGCCGAGAAGCUGAAGGCCGAGGAUGAGAUGGACGACGAGGACGAUGACGAUGAGGAAUUCCAACCUAACGACGAGGACAUGCGCGAUUGA
This is a messenger RNA of Aspergillus lentulus, 378 nucleotides long. Its product is annotated as histone H2A.Z-specific chaperone CHZ1. The record is from RefSeq and is a predicted model, not a curated record. NCBI's taxonomy places the organism in Eukaryota, Fungi, Ascomycota, Eurotiomycetes, Eurotiales, Aspergillaceae.